AAACUGGUGAGCCCGACCGCGAACUUCACCCACGAUAAAUCCGCCCACCUUUAAACUGGUGAGCCCAACCGCGAACUUCAUCCACGAAAAUCCGCAGAUAACCCCGGUGAGUUCGUUCCAUUUUGUAUUUGUUCUUGUACCAUAUAUUAUUCGACAUAAUUUUCGUCAUGAGUGAUCUUAGUCCCAAGGUCAUCCGUAUCCGCUCAACUCCUAAAACCAUUCAGCUCGUACCAUACUGGCCAGAUAAUGCUGAAACGUGGUUUCUGCUAGCUGAAGCAGAUUUUUGUGAGCAUGGGAUAACUGAUCAACGUUCACAGUUACUUGCAGUUAUUCACGCCCUACCGCGGGAAUUCAGCAAGUACGUAACAUCACAGAUGUUGAGUCCCGAGGUAAGUAACUCGUACGAGUUGCUGAAAGCAUCCCUCCUCAGGAGAAACGCUCUCACGGACAGACAACGUCUAGAUGAAUUAUUUCGCAACAUCGAGUUAGGAGAUCAGUCAGCCGUGAGCAUGCUGACAAGAAUGAAACAAGUCGUCGGCCAAUGUCAGUUCGACGAAGGACUGUUUAGAGAACUCUUCUUAACCAAGUUGCCACAAUCUGUACAGACCGUACUUGUGACACUUGAGGGUACUGUAAUAGAGAACUUAGCUAUUACUGCAGAUAAGAUCCUAGAAAUAACUAAACGGUCUGUCCCCGAAAUAUGCUCAAUGACUAAGCAGACUUCGAGUGAGGAUCCUGCAAUGACAGAGUUAUGCAACUCCCUUCAGCAGAUGUUUAGGUCAAACACACAUUCUAAAUCCUCCAACCGUCGUCCUAAAUCUCCUCAACGCAGGAACUCGCGUGGUCGAUCUAAGUCCAAACCACGUUCACUGAAAAACCCUGACUGGUGCUGGUACCACAACACCUAUGGCCAAGAAGCGAAGUGUUGCCGUAAGCCUUGUAACUUCGGAAAUGUCUCAAAGUCUGCGGGAAACUAUCCCGCCGGCACGCGUUAGCGGCAACCGUCGCCGGUGGCACUAGCCGCCUACUUUACAUCCAUGAUGUGAUAAGCCAGACUCGAUACUUAGUCGACACAGGCGCCGAAGUCAGCGUCCUUCCUGCUACAGCAGCAGAUCGACAGAAGGAACCUACCUUCAACUUACAGGCUGCAAAUGGAAAACCAAUCGCAACCUUUGGUAGGAAAUACGUCUAUCUGAACGUAGGUUUACGCAAACCUAUUCGGUGGAUUUUCCUUCUCGCUGACGUUACAAUGCCCAUCAUUGGCACGGACCUACUUAAUCAUCAUGAUUUACUCGUAGACGUCCGCCGAAAACGACUGAUUGACAAUACUACUAGUCUGUCUAUCAAAGGCAUUACCUACAUAGGCCCUAGCUUGUCACCCGUUAAGAUAAAGGCAAUUCUUGAUCCAACUUUUCAACCUAUCGUUGACAAGUAUCCGGAACUUAACUGCCCGUCGAACGACCUACCGUGCAUAACCAGCAAUGUUAUGCACCACAUCAUUACCACAGGACAACCUGUGACAUCUAAAGCACGACGAUUAGCUCCUGACAAACUGAGAAUCGCCAGGAAUGAAUUUGACCAUAUGCUUAGCCUUGGCAUCAUUCGACCUUCGAAUAGCCCAUGGGCAUCCCCACUUCAUAUGGUUCCGAAAAAGGAUAGCAACGAUUGGCGACCCACCGGUGAUUACCGGCGAGUGAAUGCCAAAACAACCCCUGAUUGCUACCCGUUGCCUCAUAUACACGACUUGACGGCAACCUUAUCCGGC
Trichobilharzia regenti is the source of this 1765-nucleotide messenger RNA. Lineage: Eukaryota; Metazoa; Platyhelminthes; Trematoda; Strigeidida; Schistosomatidae. The record is from the annotation of a GenBank genome assembly.